AUGCGGUUCAUGAGCACCGGCGCGACCCAGCGCAGUGCGCUGUACGAUCUGCACAAGAAGCACGGCGCCACCUUCGGCCCGUUCGCUGGCUGGGACAUGCCCCUGCUGUACGCCGACCAGGGCGCCCUGGACUCGCACCUGCACACCCGCAAGCACGCCUCGAUCUUCGAUGUGUCGCACAUGCUGCAGACUCGUGUUGUUGGUAAGGACCGCCACAAGUUCCUGGAGCACCUCGUGGUCGCGGACCUGAAGGAGCUGCCUGUCGGCGGCUCGACCCUGUCGCUGUUCACCAACGAAAACGGAGGUAUUGAGGACGACACGAUCAUCACCCAGCAGAAGGACUCGCUGUACGUCGUGUCCAACGCCGGCUGUGCCGACAAGGACUGGGCGCACCUGCAGAAGUACGCCAAGAUCUUCCAGGACAAGGGCGCCGACGUCGAGGUUCUGAAGAUCGAGGACCACUCGCUGAUUGCGCUGCAGGGCCCUGCCUCGCAGAAGGCGCUCGAGCAGCUUGCCGGCGUCAGCCUGAGCCAGAUGCCGUUCAUGACGGGCCAGUUCCUGGAGCUCAACGGCGUUCCGUGCCACGUCGCGCGCUCGGGCUACACCGGCGAGGACGGCUUCGAGCUCUCGCUGGUCCUCGGUGCCCGCGACUCGCUGCGGCUCGAGGCUGGUCUGUGCCUGUACGGCUCCGACAUCGACUCGACCACCACCCCGAUGGAGGCUAACCUGCGUCGCCGUGCCGAGGGCGGCUUCAUUGGCUCCGACGUCAUUCUGGACCAGAUCGCCAAGAAGGGCAGGCGUGCCCACUCCAAGGUCCUGUCGGUUGAGGGCGAGGAGAUCGGCGAGAUCACCUCGGGUGUCCCUGCCCCCUCGCUGGGCAAGAACAUCGCCAUGGCCUACGUCAAGAAGGGCUUCAACAAGAAGGACACCGAGCUCAAGGUCAAGGUCCGCAACCGCAUCCAGAACGCCAAGGUUGUCAAGAUGCCGUUUGUCCCGGCCUGGCUACCACAAGAUCUAAAAAAUCUUUACAUAGCCCAUGUCCUUUGGCCACCAUACUUUACAUAA
This is a messenger RNA of Linderina pennispora, 1065 nucleotides long. RefSeq lists its product as uncharacterized. Lineage: Eukaryota; Fungi; Kickxellomycota; Kickxellomycetes; Kickxellales; Kickxellaceae. The record is from RefSeq and is a predicted model, not a curated record. Gene Ontology annotation, molecular function: protein binding. Gene Ontology annotation, cellular component: mitochondrion. The transcript is spliced from 4 exons. The coding region runs from base 1 to 1065 and encodes 354 amino acids.